Messenger RNA from Colletotrichum phormii, 1137 nucleotides. RefSeq lists its product as uncharacterized. Lineage: Eukaryota; Fungi; Ascomycota; Sordariomycetes; Glomerellales; Glomerellaceae. The transcript has a single exon. The record is from RefSeq and is a predicted model, not a curated record. Bases 1 to 1137 code for a protein of 378 amino acids. Gene Ontology annotation, cellular component: nucleus. Gene Ontology annotation, biological process: regulation of cell cycle.
AUGGCUUCUCCAAGCUCCUCCACCACGCCAGCAGCUCUGAAUGCUCUGUCAGACACAGCUGUCGCCUUGAUGCGGCAGUUGGAGGCUGUCCUCCAGAACAUCAACAGUGGCAAAGACACCCCCCAGCGGUCUGAUACCUCCUCCGUCGAUGCCUUCGCCCUCGCCCGUGAUUCAGCCUCGCUGAUCAAGGCGCACUCGACCAAGAUCUCCGUCCUCAUUAUCAACGAACCCUUCACACCCUCGGCCAUCAUCAAAGUCCUCCGAGAACUCGUUAGCGGCCCGAUUCCCGGCAUCGCCACUGCGGGCCAGGCUUGUGAUGCAGACCGAUACACCACCACUGUGCGGAAGGACUUGGCUUGGAAAUGCUACACGGUAUUAAAGGAGCUUCGGGGCCUGGUUGAAAAGAUACCCAGGGAUGGCAAGAUUCUGUCAACAGCGCAAAAGUCAGGCUCCACGGGUACAGCUGGCAAGGGCAGCAUGGCCGCCACCGGUGUCAUUUGGUCGGCCUGCGACGAUUUGGUGCAAUUCUCCACCGGCGGUAUCGGUGGCUGCUUCAUCAAAAAGGUUGAAGAGUUCAGGGCGACACUAAAGGAUGUCAUGGAGGAGCUGAAGGAGUGGGGCGAUGAGGAGCCGGAAGACGACGAAGACGACGACGACGACGACGAUGAUGCCGUGAACGAGGUGGACCACGACUCGGCCCUGGGCUCCAUGAUGCCCUCAACGCAGGAGAUGAUCGACGACAUGAUGUCGAACCAGGGGACGAUUCCUCGCGACGACCCCGACAAGAUCCGCGAGCGUCUUGAGUCUUGUCUGAAGCGCGUCCGGCUGACAACGCUACUCUACCAAGCCAUCAUCAAGCGACGGCUCAAGACACUACCCUCCCUUCCGGCCGAGACUUCUGAUAUCCCCAAGCGCCUUGACGAGUCGAUGCGGGUCCUCAAGAAACUUCCGCACAUGUUCGACGAGCUUGCCGGCGCAUUCUACGAACUCUCACCUGACGAAAUAGAUCGAGUAAUGAACCUGUGCUUCGAUGAGAUUGUUGGGCUUUCGGAGCUUUUGAAGACACCCUGGACUGGCGAAAGCGACGAGUUUUCUCAGUGGGUUGGCAAGUUCCAGGCUGAAAUCAAGAAGGGCUGA